Molecule: messenger RNA, 936 nt
Organism: Antechinus flavipes (yellow-footed antechinus)
Lineage: Eukaryota; Metazoa; Chordata; Mammalia; Dasyuromorphia; Dasyuridae
Product: olfactory receptor 5B12-like
Exons: 1
Coding region: 1-936 (311 amino acids)
Biological process (GO): G protein-coupled receptor signaling pathway; sensory perception of smell
Cellular component (GO): membrane
Molecular function (GO): G protein-coupled receptor activity; odorant binding; olfactory receptor activity
Source: RefSeq, a predicted model, not a curated record
AUGGCAUUUAUGGAAAACAGAACAGAAGUAAAUGAGUUCAUUCUUGUAGGAUUUACAGAUACCCCAGAGUAUCAGGUUCUGCUCUUCAUAAUAUUCACCCUUAUCUACAUCAUCACUUUAGUAGGAAAUCUGGGAUUGGUAACCCUGAUUUGGAUGGAAUCUACUCUCCACACUCCCAUGUACUUCUUCCUCAGCAGCCUCUCUCUGGUGGAUUUAGGUUCUUCUUCAGCUAUUAUUCCCAAAAUGCUUGCUGGAAUCCUCACAGGGGACAAGAUUAUUUCCUACAAUAGUUGUGCCACACAAAUGUUCUUUUUUGUAAUCUUUGUUACUACUGAAAAUUAUCUGUUGGCUUCCAUGGCCUAUGAUCGCCAUGUGGCUGUGUCUAAGCCCCUACACUACUCUACCAUCAUGUCAUCAAAGAUGUGUCUUGGUCUAACCAUUAGUUGUUAUGUCUGUGGCUCAGUGAACUCUUCAAUCCACAUUGGCUUCACAUUCAGCCUCUCUUUCUGUAGUUCUAAUAUUGUGAAUCACUUUUUCUGUGACAUUCCUCCAAUCUUGACUCUCUCCUGCUCAGAUAUUCACUUCACUGAGUUGUUGGUUUGUGUUAUAGGGGCAUUUAACAUGGCUUUUGCCAUUCUGAUCAUUGUGGUUUCCUACCUCUCAAUUUUCAUUGCCAUUCUGAGAAUCCGCUCUACUGAGGGCCGCCAGAAAGCCUUCUUCACCUGUGCUUCUCACAUCUUUGCAGUGUCCUUAUUCUAUGGAGCAACCAUCUUCAUGUAUCUACAACCCUCAUCAGCUCAUUCCAUGGAAAAAGAUAAAAUGAUCUCUGUAUUCUACACCAUGAUCAUUCCCAUGCUGAAUCCAUUGGUGUAUAGUCUGAGAAACAAAGAUGUCAAGAAUGCUUUCAUAAAAGCUAUUAGAAAAAAGAAUUAUUAG